UAGAAGAAAAUAUUCCAUAUCCGAUAACUGGGCCAAAAUAUUAUUAUAGUGAUACACAAUUUACUUGUAUACUGGAAAAUCAUACAUAAUAAAAAGUUAUAAUAUUUAGACCGGCUACAACUCUACCAUCACACCCGACCAGAAAUACACUACACUAUUUCAAGUCAGACACAAACUCGGUUAAUUGAGAAAGCUAGAUAUUUGUAACUCAUACCCCGAAUUCGUUAUCACGAGGCAAAAUAUUCAACACAAACACAUUAAUUGAACUCGUAGGUCCUAAGUUAAAACUCAAACUUCAUAUUUUGACCCGUAGGGCUAAAGUUACAACCCAAACACCUUAAUUAAACUCCUAGUGCUGAAGUUACAACUCCAACAUCAUAUUUUAACCCGUAGGGCUAAAGUUCCAACUCAAACACCUUAAUUUAACUCGUAGGGGCUAAAGUUACAACUCCAACUUCAAAUUUUAAACCGUAGGGCAAAAGUUACAACUAAAACACCUUAAUUGACCUCGUAGGGCUAAAGUUACAACUCCAACUUCAUAUUUUUAACCGUAGGGCUAAAGUUACAACUCAAACACCUUAAUUGAACUCGUAGGGGCUAAAGUUACAACUCCAACUUCAAAUUUUAACCCGUAGGGGCUAAAGUUACAACUCCAACUUCAUAUUUUUAACCGUAGGGGCUAAAGUUACAACUCCAACUUCAUAUUUUCACCCGUAGGUCUAAAGUUGCAACUCAAACACCUUAAUUGAACUCGUAGGGCUAAAGUUACAACUCAAACUUCAUAUUAUGACCCGUAGGUCUAACGUUACUACUCAAACAUAUUAUCCGGACUUGUAGGACUCAAGUUAUAACCCAAACACUAUAUUCGGGCCGGAGGGGUUAAAGUCACAACUCAACAGCUUUUAAUCAUCCUCGUAGCGCAGAACUUACAACUUAAACACCAUAACCAGAUCGUCGGAGCUGAAGUUUGAAGACCUGCGUUAUGGCGACGUGGUCGACGCGAGCUGCAGUUCGUGGUACAGGACCGCCUUGGUCUAUCCCAAACCCAGAAUUUUUACGAGCUUCAAGGUCCCCGAGUGAAAGCUCGAGUGUCUUUAGUCCUCGGCCCCUGAGCAUGGAUUUGGGCGAGCCUUCCACCCCUCUAAGAGACCUCGACUGGUUAUCGGAAUGUCAGCUGUCGGCUCACGGUGAUCUGACUGUGACCGAGAGGUUGGCAACCCUGCUGGACACCGGUCAGUUUGCGGACGUCACCAUCAGAGUGGGGCAAGGCUCGGACUAUACAACUUUUAAGGCUCAUCGGCUGCUGCUGGCGACAGCGAGCCAGCCGCUGUACAGGCUCGUGUCGACGGUACAGCACGGCCAUGCAGACCUCAACACGUUCCGUAUCACCGACAUCGAACCCAAGGCCUUCAAGAACGUCCUCAAGUACAUAUAUACCGACGAAGUGAGCGUCAACUCUGUAGUAGAUGCGUUCGCUCUACUAAAAGCUGGCAAGAAAUGGAAUCUGAAGAAAAUGAACGCGCAAACCAUCAAGUACAUUGAGAGUUUUCUAGACGACUACGCUCCCAAUGACGACCAGAAGAAAAAUGAGAUUUUCGACCUUCUGGUUUUGUCCGAAGCGCACUCGGCAGAACUUUUCGAAAAAUGCCUCGGUAUCGUCAUCAAGUUUGCGAAUGAACUAAUACCUUGCCAGGGCUUUCUUAGAAUGGAUGAAAAAACCAUUCGGAAACUCAUAGGCGAUCCGAGAUUCAAAUAUGAAAACCAACUGGGAUUGUUCGAGGCCAUCAGAGACUGGGGUAUGAAUCAGAUCCUGCUGAAAGGUUUGAAUCCUUCGCAACUACAUCCCAUCAUCGAGGAUUUGCUCGCCCAUGUAAAUUUCGACGAUAUCCAAGACAAAGACUUCAUGGGCACCAUUCUUCCGUCCGAGUGUCUGGGUCGAGCUGACAUCAUUUCUUUCUUCAUGAACCGCGGCAUGGAAGUGCCCCGUGACAACGCCUUUGGCAAGCAGGACGGUAGCAUGCUACAAAAUGGUCACGUCGACAGCUUCCAAACUGCUCGUCGCUGCAAGAAAGGCUUCAAGCUCCCGCCUAAAGAGAUCUACCAGGAGCACGAGCUACGCUUCAGAGUGGACAAGAACAUCAGACUGCUGGGCGUGGGCUUUGGCUUCCUCUUCAGCAACACCGACAUGGGCGUCACCGUGCACUGCCAGGGGCCCUGGGAGCGUGUACAGUGGACGGAUAUGGUCCAGACGUAUUGCCGCGUGAGCUGGGAGACGAUGCGAUCUGCUAACUUACACCUUAUGUUCUCGGAGCCUGCUAGACUGGAAGCCAAUCACAGUUAUAAGGUCUUGGUGCGAGUCACGAGGAUGACCUCUGGAAGCACGGAAGUAGAGCUGUGGGGAGGCAAAGAUGGUCAGCCUUUCAUAGAAACAGAAGAUGCCAAAUUUUAUUUUCUGAAAGCUGCUGUGGACCCCAAAACUGAACCUGACUCGAGAGAAAUGGACACCAAGCAAGGGAUGAUCACCGAUCUUUUGUACGUAGUUGACGACUCCCCACCAUCGAAAGUGGAAGAAAUCAACAUCCGGCGUAGACGACCCGUCGUGGAGCCAGAAGAAGUUAGCAAAGCGCCAGAAGAGGUAACAAAAACUGUGACUAGAAGAAGGAAUAUAGAAGAAAACGAAACUCCGGUGGAAACUUCGAAUUUGGCUAGACGCCGGGAAGCGGGAGGCACUUACCUCAGAUGGCAACAUCCUGCCAUGUCAAUUGCCACCGAUCUUAAACCCAGCCGCUGGGCAGCUAAAGAGAAAACUCCAGAAGUCAAAGAAGCUCCGAAAACGCCUGAAAAGAGCGACUCGACCCCAUCGUUCCUCAGACAACGAUCUCCAGCAACGGAGAACCGCCUCACUGAAACACCGAGCUUCUUGCGACCUAAACCAGCAGCCGCUAACCCACCAGACUCUCCAUUUGGGGAAAGAUUGUCACGACCCACAGCACGUCCGUGGACCCGCACUCGAGCUACUGCGAUAACAAACGAUGCCACAACCAACGACACGUCGACUGCGAUCAGCAGAUUCGCUAACAGAUCCACGCCCUCAGUUGUUUCAAGAUUCGGACGGGACUCGGCAACAACAACAUCGAGAAUUGGCCAGGAUUCUUCGUACUCGCGAUACGGGCGAGGUGAUUCUUCGUCAAAAGAUGCAGCAGGUUCACAUAUCAACACAGACACUACUAACGCUUCUUAUUCCAAGUACGGUCGAGAUUCAUCGUCUUCGAGAGACACCGGUUCUUCAGCGCUGACCAAUUCUAACGACACGGGAUCUUCGCUCUAUAGGCGCUCUUCUGCAACUAUAACGUCAACUCUACCGUCAUACCUGAGGCGCGACUCAGGCGUGUCUACAACACCGAGUUCUUCCCUCGCUCGUAGCAACUCUACCCGCCUCAGCAGCGAGCUCUCAAGCUCCAAGUUUGGGACCAGGUUUGGCAGAGAUUCUUCUGGCAGUCGAUACGGAACUUCAUACGGCAGCUCAUACGGUACAGGUUCCAGCUCAUAUGGAACAGGUUUCAGUGGCAGUAGAUUUCUGUCGAGUGGUUACGUAAGUAGGUUUAGAUAAAAUUUUUAAUUUCCUAGCCACCAAUGUAGCUUUUCUUAUUUCGCUAAUGUAGAGUCGUUAGAGACAGUCAAAUCUGUGAAAGAAAACUACUUCAUUAGGAUACUAAUG
Messenger RNA from Hyalella azteca, 3718 nucleotides. RefSeq lists its product as uncharacterized. Gene Ontology annotation, biological process: neurogenesis. NCBI's taxonomy places the organism in Eukaryota, Metazoa, Arthropoda, Malacostraca, Amphipoda, Hyalellidae. The record is from RefSeq and is a predicted model, not a curated record. Gene Ontology annotation, cellular component: cytosol. The transcript has 8 exons. Gene Ontology annotation, molecular function: protein binding. Bases 983 to 3610 code for a protein of 875 amino acids.